Messenger RNA from Tupaia belangeri chinensis (Chinese tree shrew), 2891 nucleotides. RefSeq names its product cytoskeleton associated protein 2 (gene CKAP2). Bases 1 to 2109 code for a protein of 702 amino acids. Gene Ontology annotation, biological process: negative regulation of microtubule depolymerization. Gene Ontology annotation, cellular component: microtubule cytoskeleton. The record is from RefSeq and is a predicted model, not a curated record. The transcript has 9 exons. NCBI's taxonomy places the organism in Eukaryota, Metazoa, Chordata, Mammalia, Scandentia, Tupaiidae.
AUGUGCAGAGUGGUCGUGGGGCCUCUUAUGAACUGUUUUCGGAGUAAAAAUCUUCAUUUAGUCAAAUAUUUAUUUACUGUUUUAACUAAUGUUGACCCCUUUCGUUACUUAGAACAAAGAAGACAAAAAUUCAAGGAACAUCUGUUAAGAAGAAAAACAGUUUUUGCACACAAACAGGAAAAUCAGAUAGUAUCCAGUAGUAGAGGCCAGAGAGUGAUGACUCCUGAGGUCCAGGUUGAAGAAAGGAAAAAUGUUCAGAAACUUAAAACAGAAAUGGCUGAUAAAGAAAAUGCCAGUAGACCCACAGUGAGCAAAAAUGAUGCAGUAAUGGGGAAAAAAUGCAUUCCUUUAAAACCUUCAAAUGAAUUAACCAAUUCAACUACCCCAGUUGCUACACAUAAUUUUGAUGAUGCCAAUCAAACUCUGCAGUUGUUAUCGAUUAAAGAUGAUCCCCCAAAUCAACAUAUGACAUUAAGCCAGGCAUUUCACUUUAAGAAUAAUAAUAAAAAGAAACCAAUCACUACAGAAAAACCAAAGCAAGAUGUUAAUGUGCCCAAGAAACCUAUCCUUGGAUCUUAUCGUGGCCAAAUUGUGCAGUCUAAGGUUAAUUCAUUUAGAAAACCUCUACAAGUCAAAGAUGAGAGUUCUACAACAACAAAGAAACUUUCAACUACUGUCUCUAAAGUCACAAAGCCUCAACCUGUAAGUAUCAGCACUGUAACAGUAAAAAGUGGCAGAUCCUCAAAUCUGUCCACUACCACUAAAUCUGUGAGCACUACAUCCCAGAGCACACAACUUGUUCGACCUCCUAUAAGAAAUCACCACACUAAUACCUGGGAAACAGUGAAACAAGGAAUCAGUAGGACCUCUGCCAAUGUUACAAUCCGUAAAGGGCCUCGUGAAAAAGAAUUAUUACAAUCAAAAAAGCUUUUAUCUAGUGUCGCAACCAGUUCUUCUGAGGACAUAAAAAGAAUUAAGCCACCAUCAAGAAGCAUCACAUCUGAAAUUGUAGCCAGGCCUGCUUCAUCUUCUAAUACCAAACUAAUAGAAAAGUCAAAAUCCAUUGAGCAGCGAAGACACACUAUAGCAAAAGUAACUACUGAUAGUAGAUCAGCCCAGCCCAAAGAAACAGCAGAAGAGAGAAAAGCUCGUCUGAGUGAGUGGAAAGCCAACAAAGGAAGAAUGGUGAAAAGGCCACCUAAUUCAGUGGUUACCCAGCCUGAGCCUGAAGCACAAAAUCAAAAACCAGUUGGGUCCUUCUGGACUACCAUGGCAGAAGAAGACGAACAAAGAUUAUUUACUGAAAAAGUGAAUAAGACAUUUUCUGAAUGCCUGAACCUGAUUAAUGAGGGAUGCCCAAAAGAAGAAAUAUUGGUCACACUGAAUGACUUGAUUAAAAAUAUUCCAGAUGCUAAAAAACUUGUUAAAUAUUGGAUAUGUCUUGCACGUAUUGAAUCAAUUACAAGUUCUAUUGAAGAUAUUAUUGCAAUUUAUGAGCAAGCCAUUCUGGCAAGGGCUCAGCCUAUUGAAGAGAUGCGACAUGUGAUUGUAGAUAUUAUCACAAUGAAGAAUCAAGAAAAAGAAAAGGUUAAUUUGGAGAAAAAUACUGAAGAUGAUUGUGUAACCCAAGAACAAAUCCAAGAAGUUGACACUGAAUAUGUAGGUGUAAAUCUACAGCUAGGAAAACCAGAAACGGAGAAUAAACAUCAUCGAAAUGUGGUAUUUCAGGAUUGUGAAAAGGAGCAAGAUGACAAAACAAAAGAGUCGACCUGUGAUGUUAAAACUCCUAAUACAGAAACUAGGGCGGGUUGCUUAAUAAAAUAUAAUGUGUCUACUACUCCAUACUUGCAAAGUGUAAAGAAGAAGGUGCAAUUUGAUGAAAUAAAUUCUACAUUUAAAGAGCUGAAAUUCUUGACACCAGUGAGAAGAUCUCAACGUCUUCAAGAGAAGACUUCUAAAUUGCCAGAUAUGUUAAAAGACCAUUACCCUUGUGUGUCUUCAUUGGAGCAGUUAACAGAGUUAGGAAGUGAAACAGAUGCCUUUGUAUGCCGCCCUAAUGCAGCACUGUGCCGGAUGUACUCCGAGAAUGAAACAGCAGAAGAAGCAUGAAACUAUGAUAAGGAAUGGGGUUUUAUUACUGGUGUUCAGUUUGGUUUUGUAUGGCUUGUGUUUCUCUUAGGCCUGGGGUUGGCCAAGGACCUAAGUGGUCAAGUAUUCAUGGCAGUGAGCUCUUUACAGAGACUGUGUAGCAGGAGUUGCCCUUCUGUGCACUGGAAAGCUAAUCCUGCUCCCGGUCUCAACAGCUUUUCUUUAAGAUGGGUAAAUUUUGUCAGCUUGUUUCUAUAUUCCUUAAAUAUAAACAGGUUUUGGCAUGUUAUUUGUUCACUUACUAAAUAUAAGUACUAAUGAUUCAUAGUCAGAAAAUGAGGUGUUCUAAAUAAAAUUUGGUUUUGCAUUGACAUGUUUUAAAAUUUUAUGAUAUACUUUUCCUGCCUUUAAACAUAAUACUUUUUUUUUUGCCUUUCUUUGUUUGACAGAAAAGUCAAAAAUUGUUAUGUGUAGAGUGACUUUCUUCAAAUAUUAAAACACAAAAUGUUUAGCUUGCAUUUUCACCAAAUUUAUGAUACCCAGUUUGGGCUCUGUUGCUUCCUCUGGACUGUUUAUGAUUCUUUACUGCCACUUUUCAUCAGUGACAAUGAGUCUCUGUGAUCUCUUAGCAUCUUUCUUUUGACUCUAAGGUCACCAAAAAGUAUAUAGUGUCCUGUUAAUAAAUCUCCCUUUUCUAAGAGAAGGUACUCUGUAUAAGAAAGAAAAGGUGACAUAUUUAGUAGAUAUUCAUAGCUACAUCUAAUCUGAGUUCCUUUUUUAACUUGACUAUCUAAAAUGUUAAC